Messenger RNA from Ctenocephalides felis (cat flea), 788 nucleotides. RefSeq lists its product as uncharacterized. The record is from RefSeq and is a predicted model, not a curated record. Bases 41 to 634 code for a protein of 197 amino acids. The transcript has 4 exons. NCBI's taxonomy places the organism in Eukaryota, Metazoa, Arthropoda, Insecta, Siphonaptera, Pulicidae.
UCGUUUGACACUUGAACAUAUUGGACACACAGAAAGUUGAAUGCAUACACAGCCAUGCAUAUGUGAUUUGCACAAUAGAUUUUAUUACAUCAUUUUAUUACAGUUGAAGGAAAUUACAUUCAAAUUAAAUUUUAAUCUCAUCCGAACCAGCAAAGAUCAACACAUUAUAAUGGCAUCAAAGGAUUCAAAAGGUAAAUGGUGCUGUGGUAAGCUCUCUCUGAAACCAUUGACAAAAGAAAACUUAGUCAAGUUCUACCUCCCUGCACAGGGCUUUGUUACUUACACUGGGCUGUCAGUGAGUGUAAUCAGUCCAGGAUUUUAUACAGAUGUUUUGCCGAAGAAGGAUAUGACAAAUCUCUUGCUUUUGGCGUCUGUUGUCGGUUCUGGAGCAUAUUUAUAUAGUAGAAAUCAUAUGGAAAAACUUCCACAAGAUAAGAGAGUUCUUUACAGUGGUUUCGGUGCAGUCCUUUUUACAUUUGGUUCUGUACUCUUGUGGGCAAUUAUAAGAGGUGCCUUACCCGACCAAUCCAAUGCGGCUGCUGGAGUGACAUUGGGAAUUGCUUCUAGUCUGGGCCUAACAAAACUUGGAAUGAGCUAUUUGGAAGAGAUUGAUAAGUCUGUAGUCAAGAAGUGAAGUGAAAUCUAAAAUUGCUAGUAGUUCUUUUUAAUUUUACAUUUUGAUAAAGUAUUUGUAGUUAUUAUUGAUAAUCUUGAUGCCUUGAUGUAAGCUUGUAUGUUAUUAUUUAUAAUCUGUGAAAAAUUUAUUGUUAUUUGAAGACACUGGAAAU